AUGAAUCACCCUCAUGCUCUCCUCGUCUGUAUCGAAGUGCUCCUUGUGACCUUUUGUGGUGGUGAGGUGAUCAGGUUGAAGAUAUCCGCACAGCAAACUGAACGCUGGGCGCCUUGGAGACGCAUCGUGACUCCUUUGAAGGUCGACACUCAAGAUCUUUACGCCGUCGUGGAUACUGGGAGCCCGUACACUCAGUUGAUAUGGAAAACUUGGUACGACACCCUCUCUGGCGGCCGGUGCGAUGAGCUUUUCUACAAGUGCUAUGAAUGCGACCCAGCGACUUACGAGUUGAACGCUGCCAAGAAAAUCAGGUUUAUUGACAAAACUUCGCUGACAAUAUUCCCAUUCUCUGGGGACUUUUACUUCUACGGUGCGACUGCCUGGGACAUGGACUUCGGAGUGGUGAAGGAUUCCUCACACGGUGCCUGGGCAGCCCUCGGCCUCGGACCACAGGUCACCAACCCGCCGUUUCCGCGCUUUGUUGAUCAGCUAGUGUCAGCGGAAAUCGUCGAUAGUUCAGUUUUUUCGGUUUACUUAUCGUCUGGGAGCCCCUUCUCAGGCGAACUUAUUAUUGGUGGUGACGAUGCUAGUAAAUAUGAUGGUCCCCUGGAGUAUAUUGCUAUUACAGACGAACAUCACCACACCAGUGAACUACAAGCAUUCGCCAUAGGAUCUAAGCGGCGAGAAGAGUCCGGGCCAGUUGUCUUUGACACAGGUUCCUCCUUUAUAAGUAUCCCUAAGCGGCUUCGUGAAGAGGUCAUAGGUCUCCUUGGUACCGCCGGCAGGAAGAAGGUCGAGUUUAUGGUGAAAGGCGACGACUACGGUGUCGACUGCAAAGAUGUCAGCUUCUUGCCGUCGAUGAGGUUCACUGUGAGAGGAAUACCUGAUAAAGCCGAUGUUACGCUUGAGAUACCUCCUAAAGCAUACAUCGUUUCACCCGAGCCUGACGUAUGUAUCUUGACCAUUAGUUUCGAUGAAGGGUGGAUUUUGGGGUUACCAACAUUUGUCGGCCACUACUACUCCUUCGACUGGGCUCGAGCUACUAUAGGUGUCGCCAAGCUUAAGGAAUGA
Perkinsus marinus ATCC 50983 is the source of this 1071-nucleotide messenger RNA. RefSeq names its product plasmepsin, putative. Bases 1 to 1071 code for a protein of 356 amino acids. Lineage: Eukaryota; Perkinsozoa; Perkinsida; Perkinsidae. Gene Ontology annotation, biological process: proteolysis. The transcript has a single exon. The record is from RefSeq and is a predicted model, not a curated record. Gene Ontology annotation, molecular function: aspartic-type endopeptidase activity.